AUGGGGACUGUUGAGGAAACCUUGAAGUGUCCCGUCUGCCAGGAUUUAUUCACAGAUCCUGUGACGCUCCCUUGUGGACAUGACUUCUGUCUCACCUGCAUCCAUGCUGUCUGGGAAACAGAUGGGCCAAAUGAAGGUCCUUUCUUCUGUCCAGAGUGUCAGAUAUUCCUCCCCUCUGACCUGACUCUGAAGAUAAACAACAGCCUUCAGAACAAAAUAAAGGACCUCACCACUAACAGGCCAUCCGCUGCCGAGCCAUCUCAAUCAUCUUCAACUGUCCACUGUAACCACUGUAUAGAGACACCAUCAGUGGCCGUGAAGACCUGUCUCACCUGUGAUGCUUCACUGUGCCAGGCUCACACACUGCUACACCAACAGAGGUCUGCUCUGAGGGAGCACACAGUGGUGGAUGUGACAGGGGAUCCGCUGUCUCUCAAGUGCAAGGAACACCGUGAUGAGCUCAAGCUGUUCUGUAUGGAGGAGAGAGUUCCUGUGUGCUGUUUGUGUGUUCUUGUCGGUACGCACAAGAACCACAAGGCAUCUCAGCUCCAUGAAGCCUGUUCACACUUCAAGGGCAUAUUAGAGUCCACAAUGAACCAACUGCUGAAGAGGAGAAGUGAAGCAGAACUUGCUAUCAAGGACUUGGAGUGCAUGUACACACAGACAUUGAAAUCUGCUGCAAACUUCAAAGAGAGAAUCGCAGACAAGUACAACAGAAUCCGCGUUGUGUUGGAUGGUGAUGAGCGUCUGAUGAUGCAGAUCAUAGAUGCAGAGGAGACAUACAUGACAGAGUGGCUAGAAACCAAAAGGGGCUUCAUGGAGGCCCAAAUCGGAGAGAUAGAUAGUCUCAGAGCUUCUAACAAAUUGCUCCUCCAGGAAACAAAUGAUCUGCAGUUCCUACAGAAAAUUGCAACAAUGAAUCCUUGUGAACCAUUGGAUUUAGCACCAAUCCAGGAAGUAGAGAGGGAUCUGUGUGACCUUGAGAAACUGAGAACAGUGGAGAAGCUGGUGGAUGACCUUUCAGUGGCUCUGUCUCAACAUUUUCCACGAAUGUGGUCAUAUCUAAGUUCUCCUGCCCUGGACACCGAAACAGCCCACCCAAAACUGGAAAUAUCCCAGGAUGGGAGGCAAGUGUGCUGGAGAAGACAGCCUAUCACUGAGGCUGCGAGCCAGCAACCAUAUGACUCCCAGUACAGUGUCCUCACUCAAGAAAGCUUUGCUGCUGGCCAGCACUACUGGGAGAUCAUAGUCCAGGAGAAACUGUACUGGCUGAUAGGUGUGACCACUGGGCCAGUUAACAAAGAAGAUGAAUCAAGUCAAGUAAACAACACAUUCUGGUGCAUCUACCAUGGGGACGGGCAGUACCUGGCUCUGCAUGAUACCCAGGAGAAGCAAUUGUCAGUGGGAAAGAGAGUUAAAAAGCUGGGCAUACUGGCCAAUCUUCAAAAGGGGGAGUUGUCAUUCUACAAUGCUGAUGCAAUGACCCUACUUCACUCAUUCUGUGUGCAGUGCAAGGAGCCUCUGUAUCCCAUGUUAAACCCAUGCAUUGAUGUGAACGGACUGAACCACCAGCCUCUUACCUUGUUCUGGAUAAAAGACCCCUGAGAAAUCCAGAUCUAGGUGAAGACUGAACAUCUGGGAUGUUAGAA
Messenger RNA from Solea senegalensis (Senegalese sole), 1649 nucleotides. RefSeq names its product E3 ubiquitin-protein ligase TRIM11-like. NCBI's taxonomy places the organism in Eukaryota, Metazoa, Chordata, Actinopteri, Pleuronectiformes, Soleidae. The record is from RefSeq and is a predicted model, not a curated record. Bases 1 to 1605 code for a protein of 534 amino acids. The transcript is spliced from 6 exons. Gene Ontology annotation, molecular function: protein binding; zinc ion binding.